AUUUUCCUUAGGUAUCGAUAAAAUUGGUAGAACAAUGUCAUUUCCAAACUAUUGCCUCAAUUUUAUUUUCAUCUGUCCCAACUCUUUUGCCUAAAUCAAUACAGCUAAUUCAAAAAGUAUUGGUUGACACAUUUUUUUUUAAAUUGUGUAAUAAUUUACGAUCAUUUUUGCCGAAAGCUCUGACGAGGCUUGUGAUGACUGAAUGAAUUGAACUGAAGUUUCGAUGGUUUAUUUAAAAUCACAUUGACACAAAACCAUGCAAAAGGUUAUAGCGGAUUUCAAAACUUUUUUUGUAUCAAGCCUAAUAGAAGAUGUGCUUCCUUUUUUGGAUGCUGAAGGCGAUCCGCCUCAGGAGGAAGAUGAAGACUUACAUGAGGUACAAAUCCAUCGCCUACGAAGAAUCUUCUGGUGUCCAAACUUUGAAACCGACCUGUUCGGAAAAGUUCCAUUUUUGGUGGUUGAGAACCUGUCCAAGCUGUAUCGGCGGGAGCAGAGGUGCCAAGUACGGUACGGAAAUGUCCAAAUGCGAGAAAUUUUACGUCAAGCUGUUUGAAGAAGGCACUUUGGAAAACUAUUUGCUGAAGAGUGCUGUCGGAUUCAUCAGCGGAGUGUGUCUCACGUAUCUCUUGUUUGUAUUUUUCAUCCUUCAGCUCAAUUUCUCGUUUGCAUCGGCAACGGUGAUAUGCUCGAUUUUCGGGAUCAUGCUCAGUUUGGGGCUCGCGUUUUCCAGGAGGUUCAGAUGCAUUGUGUUGAUGGUGUUUCCACAGCUUUUCAGCAAAAAAGGAAGACAGGCGCUCAUCGCGUAUGCCUUUAUACUCGUUCUUACGGGUCCGGCUAGAAACGCUUUGCACAACGCCAGGGUGCUGUCGGAAAGCAUGGUCUGCGAACAGGAAAAACUGAAAAGAGGGAUUCGAUCAAUGUUGGAUAUGGUGAAGAAACCGUUCAUUGCCAUUAAACAUUCAAUCGAACAAAUAAUGGCUAAAAUCAAAGGAACUUUUAAAAAGAUUAAAUAUCUUGUUUCAACUGUGACAAGAACAAUAUUGGAUUUAUUGGGUGUCAUUAAAUCGGCGUUCGAUUGGCUCAACAGCGUGGCUGGGGUUUGUAACAAAAAAAUUGGAACACCCUAUGCGCGAUGUGUUGCAGCUUUGGAAAGCGCAGUGCUCGACUGCAAGGACAAACUGCCUCCUUCACUGCACUGGAUGUGCUCGAUCACAUACGUCUCCAACUUGGUUUGCUAUUCAGUGAAAUUCAUCGAUUACGUAUGCGUAGGUUUUGAAUUUAUUAGUGACGAUCUUGUGCAAAUGACUAAAAGAAGACUGAAAGAGUUUUCUCAUCACAUCAAGAAUAUAUUUUACGUGUCAGUCGAAUUCAAGCACAAACUUGAAUAUGAAGAAACACCCUCGAAAAAUGCCAGUGACAUUGCCGCAGGAAUCGCUGGAGAAAUAAGAGCACGUACUAGUGCAAUUUUAGCACUUUUCGACUGGAUGAGUUUUGCAUUUAGCUUCUUUUUUCUCUAUACAAUAUUUCAGACACUUAAAUAUAGAAGAGAUUUUUUGCUGAAAGAUUGGUAUGAUAAUCGUUUCAUAACGGACAAUUUUAUUCAAAUUGAUCUGAAAAGGACUUACAUGGGAAAGGAAUCACUUUUACCUUUGACCCUUCAUGAAAAGAGAAAAUAUAUAAGAAUAAACUCACUCUGUCUGGUUCAAAGCGAAAAACAACAAUUGAUCAAAACUGCUAUUUAUCUUACAUUGGCGACAAUCAAACUGUCCAUUCACAUGCUGGCUGACUACAGUUUGUUCUGGAUAUUGUCCAUGAUCCGAUACCAUGGACAGUUUCAAACAGAUUUUGACGCUACGCCAGAAGUAGAGAUAAAAGUAAACGGCAAAGGAAUUCUGGCUGAUAUUUAUUUGAGUAUUGUAAAAGCGUUUCAACCUGAAAACCUCAGCAUCGAACGUGACACUACAUCAUGCCUGCCUGAUCCGAAACCACCCGAUAUGGCCAUUUAUAGGCAAAUUGUAUCACUGAUAGUACUCUGUUGGCUACUGUCGAUAUUGGAAGCUUAUGGACUCCGUUUGAGAAAUUGGAUUAUGUGCUAUUACUACCCAGAUGUUGCUCGUAAGAGAUCUGUCUGGUUGUACAAUCAUAUUAAUUCACGUAGGAGCACUUUCGUCAAGUAUACAAGGAGGCAAUUGAGAAAAAAGUACGGUCUGGAUUACAAAGGCGAUCAGAUGCUAUUUAUGGAUCAGUUGAGAUACAGGUGUCCAAUAAUAGCCAAAUUGUGCGGCUUGAAACAACCCAAGGCGUGUGUCGUCUGUGGAUCGGUGAGCAAGACGAGCGUCGAACCGUUGAUACAAUGCGAAACGCCGAAUUGUGUCGGCGUGUACUGUACACAAUGCUACACCGAAUUGAAAAAAGUCUGCACCAUCUGUCAGUCGCCGAUUAAUUACGGCGACAUUUCAGACAUGAGUGAAGAAAUGGACUCGAGCGAUGUGGACAAUGGAGAGGAAUUUCCACUGAAAAGAUUGAAGCAUGAAAAAAUCAGAUUCAAUUAUGAAACAUCAGAUUCAGACGGUGGGAGAACAGGACCUACUUCUGAUGAUGAAUUGGAUUAUUCAUAUCAGAAAAAAAAGCGUACCCUUGGUUACAAGCCAUUUUCAAGAUCUUUCGAAGUUGAAGAAAAGGCUGAACCUUCUAAAAUCAGAGUCAAUGAUGUUUUUACUCAGAACGAAGCUGCUAAAAGAAAGCAAGAUAAAGUGUCUACUUCGAAAAGUUUGUUCCAUAAAAAAAUGUCUGGCGUAUUGGAAAUAUUCCCUAGACUAAAAAUUUUAAAACGCCUUAUACCGAGUAAGAACGAUGACCAGAGAACCAGUGAUAAUAAUGAGGAAUGCAUUGAAAAAAGGGUCGAACAUAAAACUGGGAUUGAUAUUAAACAGAUCAAUGAAAAAAGGCAAACUGCCACAAAAGUACCUUACCUUACAUCCAAUACAGAUAUUGAUUCUUCAGAUUCAGAAACUUCACAUCUAAUAAAAAAAUUAAAAACCCCUCCAGAAAUGAAGGCGAGGUUCAGAACUAGCCAGAAGAGCACUGAUAAUUCCAGUGAGUCUGAUUUAGACAAGAGAAAAAAAAUACAAUCCAUUUUAUUACCAACACCUAAAAACAGCUCGGUCGAUUUAACAAAAAUGGAUGGAGCGAUGCAGACAGAUUUUGACCCAAAACCAUUUUGCUAUGCACCGAUUAGAACCGCAUUGACACCUGUGUUAAAACAAGACGAACAGUCGAAUGUACAAUUCUUAGGAGAAAAACUUUUCGCUGAACCACCUAAUAUUAAACAGACUCCUAAAUCGAUUAGCCAUCAGCUUAAAUGUUGUAGGUUAAGUGAUGUAAGGAAAUCUUCGAUCAGAUCAACAAUAAGAAAAAGAAAAAGUGAAGAUUUGUUACAUUUCCAGAGUGAACCUUGUGUAGAGGUCAUGGAAACAACUAAAACUUCCAAACAAGCAACAAGAGAAUCAACGGACACAUCAUCAAACCCCUGUUCAGAGCAAGAACAAGCAUUCCUUGUGAAAAGAAAAACUCGUGUAUUCAAGAGAAACUCUAAAAAUGAUAACUCAACUUCAACAAAAAGAUAUUCUUUUUUCCAGGGAAAGAAAGCGAAAACUACCUCAGCACAAGUCGCCUACAAACUCUUCGAAGAUGAAUAAUUGUUUCCAUUUUAAUGAAACUGUAAAUAAUUAUUUUAUUUAAUUA
Molecule: messenger RNA, 3744 nt
Organism: Cimex lectularius (bed bug)
Lineage: Eukaryota; Metazoa; Arthropoda; Insecta; Hemiptera; Cimicidae
Product: DC-STAMP domain-containing protein 2-like
Exons: 16
Coding region: 312-3698 (1128 amino acids)
Cellular component (GO): membrane
Source: RefSeq, a predicted model, not a curated record